AUGUCUAGUAGAGAACGUUGCGCGGCUGGGCGCCUCAGUUGUGUACAACGGAGCUCACACGCCGCUGCCAUGACUACAAAUGGCGCAUUCCAGGGGUUCGUUUCGUCCGGCGAUUCCAUGUACGGCCAUGCCGGUGACAGCGACGUUUCUGAUGUUUCCGCCGGCGCCGCAGCACCGUAUGAUCCCGCAGCCUACGCUCUCCCAUCCGAUUCGAUACCAUCACAGGCUUACGCAACCGCAUCUACGGCCGUCGAGAGCCUGGGUAGCGUCGCGGCCGCGCUACCUCCUGCACCUGUGGCGAGCGCUACACCAACGAAUUUGAAGGCGGACUCGGUGUUCGAGGGGCUGCGCUGGUCCGAGGAAAUCGCACCGUACUUCUCGGAGAUACGCGAUAUCGGCAACUGGGUGCAGCCGGACCCGCCGGCGAAGGACAAGGUCACGGCGGUGUUCAACUGGAACCAUGGCGGAAGGGAGGUGUACCUCGUGUACAAGGAGGACGGCGAGACCAAGCAAAUACGCAUGUUCAGGAACGGAAACAGCUUCAUGCUGGUGCGAGACGUCCCCAAGGCGAUGGUGGAGUACACCUUCCUGGUGGACGGGGUCGAGCAGUGCGCGCCCGACCAGCCCUACCAGAGGACGGCGGACGGCGUGAAGAACGUUAUGGACUGUGUCAACGUGCUGAGCGUCGAGGCCGUGGUUGAAGCGGACGAGCUGGACCCCUUCGAGGGGCACUUCGACCAGACGAUGCCGGACAUGAGGUACAUGGCGCAGGAGGCGCAGGUCGUCCCGAACGCGCUGCUCUACCGCUCGCCCAACUUCAAGGACGGCGACCGCGUCGACAACGACAUACACAUCAUGGCCAACCACUUAUACGAAGACACGAUGUCCGAGGAGGUGUUGGGCCGCAACUACAAGAGCUACAUCAACAUCUACUGCUGGGAGACCAGCACUCCGGACAUCUCGCUCAGCAGAAACAGCGCGUCGGUCAUCUACGUCACGAAAGCGCCGUACGAGGCAGAGCCCGAGAGCGAGGCGCAGGCGCAGAAGUGGUUCAAUGUCGUCGAGUGA
Babesia bigemina is the source of this 1068-nucleotide messenger RNA. Its product is annotated as 5'-AMP-ACTIVATED PROTEIN KINASE,putative. Bases 1 to 1068 code for a protein of 355 amino acids. The transcript is spliced from 3 exons. NCBI's taxonomy places the organism in Eukaryota, Apicomplexa, Aconoidasida, Piroplasmida, Babesiidae. The record is from RefSeq and is a predicted model, not a curated record.